This is a messenger RNA of Cariama cristata (Red-legged seriema), 530 nucleotides long. RefSeq names its product checkpoint kinase 1 (gene CHEK1). The annotation marks the transcript as partial. The transcript has 5 exons. The record is from RefSeq and is a predicted model, not a curated record. NCBI's taxonomy places the organism in Eukaryota, Metazoa, Chordata, Aves, Cariamiformes, Cariamidae.
UAUCUCCCCCAGCUUUGCUGCACAAGAUCCUGACGGAGAGCCCGACGGCGAGGAUCACCAUCCCCGACAUCAAGAAGGACCGGUGGUACAGCAAACCCCUCAAAAAGGGCGUCAAGCGGGCUCGCGACAAAGCCACCUACUCCACCUCGCAGCCGGAGCCCGGCACCGGCGGGACGCUCUGGGAGAGCGGGGCGAGCAUCGACAAACUGGUCCAGGGCAUCAGCUUCUCCCAGCCCGCUUGCCCUGAGCACAUGUUGGUCAACAGCCAGCUCCUCGGCACCCCGGGCUCCUCCCAGAGCCCGUGGCAGCGGCUGGUGAAGCGGAUGACGCGUUUCUUCACCAAACUGGACGCCGACGGCUCUUACCGCGCCCUGAAAGAGGUCUGUGAGAAGAUGGGGUACGGCUGGAAGAAGAGCUGCACCAACCAGGUCACCAUCUCGACCACGGACAGGAGGAACAACAAACUCAUCUUCAAGGUGAACCUGGUGGAGAUGGAGAGCAAGAUUUUGGUGGAUUUUCGCCUCUCCAAG